AUAGGUACUGCUUCCGAAUGGGUAACUGUGCCCAAUAACAUACCAAACUGUCCACCCGGUUUGGAAUAUUUAACAACUGUGGAUCAACUAUUGAUAAAUCAAAAAGUUGAACUUCUAGAGGCUUUUACAGGUUUCGAGACUAAUAACAAAUACGUUGUAAACAAUGUGGUCGAUCAAAAAGUUUAUUACGUUUUGGAGGAUACCGAUUGUUGUACUCGUAAUUGUUGGGGUCCAGCACGUCCAUUUGACAUGAGAAUAUUCGACAACUAUCAAAAAGAAGUAAUUCAUCUCUACCGACCAUUUAGCUUACCAUGUAGCUUUUUUUCAUGUUGUUUGCAAAGCAUUGAAGUUACUGCCCCUCCUGGUCAAAUAAUUGGACGUGUAGAACAAGAAUGGACACUUUGUUUACCAUAUUUUAGAAUUAAAGAUGCUAAUGAUGAAACUGUAUUACGUAUUGAAGGUCCGUGUUGUUUGGCCAACUGUUGUAAUGAUGUUAACUUUAAUAUUGUUUGUCUUGAUGGUGAAGUUAUUGGUAAAAUCUCAAAGUGGUCUGGUUUCAGUCGCGAAUGUUUCACAGAUGCUGAUUUCUUUGGUAUUAAUUUUCCUAUGGAUUUGGAUGUUCGUAUUAAGGCAGUAUUAUUAGGAGCCACAUUUCUAAUAGAUAUGAUGUUUUUCGAACACAAUUGAAAAAUUA
Molecule: messenger RNA, 694 nt
Organism: Teleopsis dalmanni
Lineage: Eukaryota; Metazoa; Arthropoda; Insecta; Diptera; Diopsidae
Product: phospholipid scramblase 2-like
Exons: 3
Biological process (GO): plasma membrane phospholipid scrambling
Cellular component (GO): plasma membrane
Molecular function (GO): phospholipid scramblase activity
Source: RefSeq, a predicted model, not a curated record